Messenger RNA from Bombina bombina (fire-bellied toad), 4022 nucleotides. RefSeq names its product solute carrier family 2 member 11 (gene SLC2A11). The record is from RefSeq and is a predicted model, not a curated record. NCBI's taxonomy places the organism in Eukaryota, Metazoa, Chordata, Amphibia, Anura, Bombinatoridae. Gene Ontology annotation, cellular component: membrane. Bases 73 to 1596 code for a protein of 507 amino acids. The transcript has 12 exons. Gene Ontology annotation, molecular function: hexose transmembrane transporter activity. Gene Ontology annotation, biological process: monosaccharide transmembrane transport.
CAGCUCCUGUCUACAUAUUCCACCGCAGCACUACCCCCCUCUCCAUCAGCACUUUAUACCGCCCCGACCCUGAUGGAUGAUGAGGGGGGCGAGGAGGAAUUGGGCGACCGAGCAUCAUCACCACAGCCCCGGGGUUGGGUGUUACUCCUCACAAUGUGUGCUGCUGGUAUUGGGGGCACCUUCCAGUAUGGAUACAAUCUCACCAUCAUAAAUGCCCCCACUAUGCACAUCCAAAAGUUUGUAAACCAUACGUGGCUGGAGCGCAAUGGUUCAGAACUGGACAACACGAUCAUCACUCUCAUCUGGUCAAUCAUAGUGUCUGUGUAUCCCCUAGGCGGGUUCCUGGGGGCACUAUUGGCAGGCCCUAUGGCCAUAAAGCUUGGACGGAAGAAGUCUCUUCUUUUCAACAAUAUAUUUGUGAUACUCUCUGCAGUUCUUUGCGGGUUCAGCCGUUCUGCUAAAUCUUUUGAAAUGAUUGUGAUUGGCAGAAUGCUUGCAGGUAUCAAUUCUGGUGUCAGUAUGAAUAUCCAGCCUAUGUACCUAGGGGAGAGUGCACCCAAGAAGCAGCGUGGCACAGUGGCUUUGUCCUCUGCAGUUUCUACCGCCCUGGGGCUAGUGAUUGGACAGGUGGUUGGUCUUAGGGAGAUCCUGGGCAGCGAGGAAAUGUGGCCUCUCCUUUUGGCCAGUAAUGUAGUUCCAGGUGUCCUACAGCUUUUGGUUCUUCCAUGGCUUCCAGAAAGCCCCCGAUAUCUGCUUAUAGACCUAAAGGACAAGGAUUCCUGUGUUUGUGCAUUGCAGCGGUUUCGUGGUCACUGUGAUCUCAGCAGUGAAAUGGAAGAGAUGUUGGCAGAACAGGCUGCUACCAAAGGGCAGAAACCAAAGAGCCUAUGGGAGCUGAUCCGAGAACCAAAGCUAAGGUGGCAGCUUAUCACUAUAGUGGUUUUAAGCAGUGCCAUGCAGCUUUGUGGCAAUGACUCGAUGUAUUUCUACGCAUCCUACAUCUUUCAAGAGGCUCAGAUCCCAUCUGAGAAGAUUCCGUAUGUUGUAAUUGGCACUGGGAGUUGCGAGCUCAUCACUUCGCUUACCUGUACUCUUUUCAUUGACCGUGUUGGGCGUCGGAUGCUGGUGAUGGGUGGAUACAGCCUGAUGUCUGUCUGGGCUGUAGUCUUUAUGGUCGCCUUAUCUCAACAGGGUCGUGUUACCUGGAUGCCAUAUCUCAGCAUGGCCUGCAUCUUUGCCUACAUCCUAAGCUUUGGCAUUGGCCCAGCUGGAGUUACUGGAAUAAUGCCAGCUGAGCUAUUUGACCAGAUGGCCCGUCCUGCUGCCUACAUGAUUUGUGGUUCUCUUAUCUGGAUUUUCCUGUUUAUAGUCGGACUGGCUUUUCCAUUUAUUUUGCAGGGUCUUGGGCACUUCUGCUUUAUUCCAUUUCUCGUGGUUUGUGUCUGCACAGCCGUGUUUGUCAAAUUCUUCCUUCCAGAGACUAAAGGAAAAAGUCUGCUAGAGAUCACUGAAGAAUUUGCUCAACGCAACACCAAACUGUCCAUAGAGGAGAAUGUCCUAAAUGGACCUCAGGAGAUUAAAUCUACAAUGCUCUGAUACCUGGAUUGCACUGGUUAUGGAAAAGGGAGUUACCCUGAUACCUCCAGCUGGUAUGGGCUUCAGAUGGGUAAUCAAAACCUUUUUCCGUUUUAUUAUAUGGACUAUACAAACCUUCCUGGUUCCACUUGCUGUAAGCCAACACUGAGCUGCUCCAUUUUAUACCCAAUGUUAUUGAGUAAUUUGCACUACUAUGCAUCUCUGUCUCUUUUUGUAAACUGAAGAUGCAUCUGGCAGUAUUAAUAAUAAUGUUCUCUUACACCCAUAUCCAAAAUCAAACUGUGAACUUAAAUACAAAAGCUACACGUGUACAUAUGUUGUGCUGCUUCUCACCUACAGAUACAGUAUAUUUAGGUAAACAACAGUUUUAUGAAACAUUAUAGAGUAAAUAAUAUAAAAAAGAUGAAUUUAAAGUACUGUUUAUUUAUCAAGCUUUUCCUCAUGCUGCAUUCCAGAUGGCUCAACUUUACAAUCCCUUUAAUUCAAAAAACAUUUUUUUAAAACCAUGUAUUUAACAUAAGCCUUUCGGGCCAUUUUAAGCAAAGUUUUUUAAAAAAAGAAACAGGUACGAUAAGCUGACACAGUCAUAUGUACACAGUUAUCACUUAUUCAGAUCAUAAAUAUGAAACGACUUGUUUUGAUGCAAGCCAUGAAUAGAAGAAUACAUGUACUUGCCUAAUUAUUUAUGGUUAGAAAUUUGAAAUAUAUUAUAUUAAUACUGCCUUUCAUCUCUCAGGAUGACGUUAUUUGCAGGACUGUGCCAUUUUUAAUGCAAGCUGUUUUUUGGAAUGGUUGUUAGAGUAGAGAAUUAUAUUGGGUUUUCUGGUAAACACUGAAGUAUCCUUUGUGAGGAGUGGAUAAAAAGUCUUAGCUGCUGGAAUAUUUAACUAAGAGUAUCUUACACUCCUUUAUAUCCUAUAUAUUAUAUUACUUCUUGUCUGCUGUUUUGAAGUUAAAGGGACAGAUAGAGCAUAUCAUUUUAAACAACUUACCAAUUUACUUCCAUUGUUGAAUUUUCUUAGUUCUCUGUUCAAAAGCAUACCUAGGUAGGCUUAAGAGCUGGAAGCUAGUUGCUGAUUGGUGUCUGCACAUGUGUGCCUCUUGUCUUUGGCUUACCAAUGUGUUCAGCUAGCUCCCAGUAGUGCAUUGCAUCUCCUUCAACAAAGGAUGCAAGAGAAUGAAGCAAAAUUGAUACUGGGGAGACGAUUUAAUAAAACCUCAACUGAUAAUACGAUGGAAUCCGCUUGAAUCUUGCGCCAUAUUCAAUGCAAAUUGAAUCUGCCGUAAAUAACAAUUUAUUAAACAUUCAACAGGUACGUGUCUUUUCCGCCGCAGCGUACCUAUCGUUCAAACCGCCACCCUUGAGGCCACGAAUGCUAUAGAAAUCAAUAGGAGUCUGAAAACCCAGAAAGGUUAUGUUAGAUGCUGCAAGAGAAUGAAGCUUAUUACAUAUUUAUGUAAAUUAGAAAGUUGAUUACAAUUGUAUACUCUUUCUAAAUCACACAGACAACAAAGAUGCAUGUUCAGUAUCUAAAUAAUAUAUUAAAUAAUAAUAUUAUAAUCACAUGUAAUUUCAAGGGACAUAUUCAUUUCAAAAGUAGUUUUAAUGACAAGUACUGUCUGUCUGGCAGCAGGACUAGUAGAUAUAGGGAUAAAAAUUAAAUAAAUAAAUUCCAUACUAUAGCUAACUUCCUUUUUUUGAUCAAUCUAAUUUCCCCAUGUUUAACACAUGUAAUACAAGUCCCACUGCAUUUCAUACCAAAUUUGACGCAAUACUUUGCACCGAAUUUGACGCAAUACUCAAACUCCUAAACAACCUACAAACUAGUGAAAUUUUCCACCACUUUUGAUUUGGAAAUGCAUAAUCACAUGAUUUAUGACAUCAGCCAAUCUGUUUUAAAUAUACAUUUUAUACUAUCACUAACGAAUCAAAUUGCUCGAUACUUGUGUCAUUGAUCACUCAUUAGAACUUGUAAGUGCCCUUUUGUUACAUUGUGUAUUAUACUUUGAAAGUAUGUGUAUGUGAAAUUAGUAUUAAAGUUAAACAUUAAUGAUGACAUUAGGACACACAGUGUAAUAUUUUUGACAAUGAUUUUAAAAAUCGAUUGAUGUUUGAUUCAAUAUAAUCUUAAAAUGAUAGCUCAAAGGGAUAGUCCACCUAACAUUAAACUGUCAUGAAUCAGAUACAGCAGAAAUUAAAAUCACCUCUUUACUGUAAUGAUAUUUCCAGUGUUUUUCUUCCUUCUCUUGAAUUUCAUUUUCAUUAAGAAAUGUCAUCUUAUAUGCCAGCCCAUUUUAUAACACCUGUGUAGGGGUGGUGUUUAAAAAUACACUGUAAUCAGGAAGGGUUACACAGGUACAGAGAGAAAACUGUCCCAGCUCUUAAAAUAUCCAUUGAUUGCAAAUAAAUACAUAUGAUACCCUGA